Molecule: messenger RNA, 612 nt
Organism: Lactuca virosa
Lineage: Eukaryota; Viridiplantae; Streptophyta; Magnoliopsida; Asterales; Asteraceae
Source: the annotation of a GenBank genome assembly
AUGGCUUUUGAUGGUGUUAACUGGAUUGUACGUGAUUCAUCACAGUAUAUCCUUCCAGAUGAGCUCUAUGGAACUGAAAACACAUGUUACUUCUCAAUGAAAAUUUAUCAUGGAGGACAUUUUUUCUACAAUCCAAAUAGAUCUUACGAUGGAGGAAUUAUUGAGUAUGUUGAUUUUUGCAACAUAAAUAAUUACUCUAUUCAGACUUUUCAGAAAAUAAUCUCCACUUUAGGUUAUGAAUUCCACAACACAUUCUGCUACUCGUUGGUUACUUAUGCUCCUUUAGAUGUUGGGUUAAACAAACUUCAAUAUGUUCUUGAUAUUUCUGAUUUUGUUGAAAAGGUGAAAAAUGAUGGGUUGUUUUGUGUUCAAGAGAUUUAUGUUGAACAUUUUGUUAAAACUGUUUCUAUCUAUUUCCCACAUACUUUGAACAUGGCAAGCAACAGUUGUAUGUGUACUCUACUAUACAAGUUGGUUGUUUCAAAUCCAAAUGUGAAUGUUUGGGAAGCUAGAAUCAACAUGUUUGACAACUUCAAGAUAUGGAUCGAUGUGCACAAAAUCCAUGAAGCUUUAGAGUACACAAAGCACCAAGUGAAGCUUUUCAAGAACUAG